CGAAAUCGCUGGCAAACAACGUCACAACGUUCCUUCCGUGUACUUGAAACUCGAAAUGAUCGGUUCGUUAUAAAACAACAAUCGUGUUUCAUUGUUAACAAGCAUAACACCUGUCUGAAUUGUUUUCUUUCCACAUUUUACUCUCACAUCCGGUGAGAGGAUUCUUCGCGCCACGCGCGCGACUCGCAACGCGAUCUAUUCGUUCCGUUACUUUUUCUAUCGCUCGAUAUACAUGUGUAUAUAGAAUUUAUGGUUUACUCUAACCUUAUUUAUCGUUUAUUUUGUCGGAAACAAUUACAAGGAGACACCGAUCGAGUCAGUUUUUUAUUUUCUCGUCAUUUUACGGUCGCGAUGGGACCAAUAACGAACGAACGAACGAACAAAAGGAUGCGUCUUUCGACGGUCGUCGAGUUGUUGCUGAUUCUGCUUUUGGUUGCGUUCGCUGCUUAUGGAAGAGUUAUCGAACACAAUCGGAUCGUACUACGAUCGAUCAGGGAUGCUUCCGAUUUAAACAAAAAUAACGUUGGAGUAUCAACGUUAUCGCUAAAACAAGCGACCGACAACGUCAACAGAUACUGCACCUGUAACGAGAACAUAUGCAAUUGCUGCAGGGACUUUCACAUACCGCUGGUGCAAUUACAGGGACCAGGAUGCGCGUCCUUGCAAUAUUUACAAGAGGACAAUUUAGCGGUGCAACUGAGCUUCGGAGACAACAUUUUGACUAGCACUAUCGUAAACGGAAAAAAUCCAAAGCCGGUGUGCGUUCCAUUGCCAGGAGGUUUCACGAAAUUUUGCGGGAGAAUUUAUUCGAUUCAACGCGACGCUAAGAACCACUUUAAAGCCUGUCUCGGACUGGAGCUUCAGUCCUCGACCGAACUCGAAGCAAGUUUACGCGUAAGCUGCUUCAGAUUUGGUCCCGACGGUCUCAAGUUGCGACCAGCGGAGCCACUUCCGAUCGUCGAAGCGGAAGCUCCGGAAGACGACGACGACGACGACGACGAUGACGAUUUCUUUGGUCUGGGUUCCGACGAGGAUGACGAAAACGACGACAACCAAGGGGAUUCACCGUUAACCAACUCUGUGCCAAACUCUUCCGGCGAAGACGAGGACGAGGACGAGGACGAUGAUGAGGAUGUACUUGGUUUCGGUGCUCUCCUGGAUAUCAUAACGGGUGACGACGAGUCUUCUACGAAAAAACCAAAAGUCACUACAGCAGCUCCACUUCUUCAAUUUACGAUUCCGAUUCUGACUAAGCCAACGUCCGUGUCACCUUUGGAAUCACACGAGGCGUCCACUGCUGAGUACAAUCAGUCACUGAACGCCGAAGAAGAAGAAGAAGAAGAAGAAGAAGAAGAAGAAGACGACGACGACAGCACCGAGGAAAACGCCCAAGAGUUAUCCGUUGCAAACGUAACAGCCAACGAUGCCGAAGAAAUUGUCACCGAGGUUUCGAAUAAAAUCGCUGCGUACGCGAAACCUGCGAAAACGCCAACUACGAAACUGACAACGUCGGAAACGAACAAAAAGAAGAAGCCUGGCGACGCCGACGCGAGUAACAGCAUCAACAGGAUCGAAAAUGUUACAAAUAAAAAGAAAAAACCUUUAAGGAAACCGAUACAAGAGGGCGAAGACGACGACGACGACGACGACGACGAUGAUGAUAUAUUAGGGACCGACUUGGACGACGACGACGACGACGACGACGACGAGGAUGAAGGGAUUUUGGCAGAUGACGAUGACGAGAACGAUAACGACGACCAAAGCGAAGAAAACUAUGAAAAGGAGCAAGAUGACAAACAACACGAGAAUAACAAGGACGAAGAUGAAAAGACUGAAGAAAUCGAGGAUCUUGUCAACGAUGACGAUGACGACGACGACGACGACGACGACGACGACGAGGAUGCUGUGAUCAGUGCGCUUGUAUACGAUGAGAAAGAAGUUGGUAAAAAGAGCAAAAUAAAUAAGAAUGCUGAAACGAGCGAUGCUGACGAUGACGAUGACGACGGGGAUUACGAGAUCGGUCUUUCCGAAUUUUUGGCGAGGAGUAGGUACUCGAGAAGCGGUCGUCAAAGCAAAGUUAUGAGGCUUAAAGCUACGUAGGUCAAUGUAUGUCCAUUCCCAUGCCAGUCGUAGAAUAAUUGCAUUCCAUGAGAUGAGAUGAAAUGAAACGAGACUUUUCGUAUUCUCUGAACGAUCCGUUGAUUCGACAAAGACUUGGUUGUCGAAUGAUUUUAUCAAACGACGGAUCGUCGUUGGCUAGUUUAAGAAAUAUAGAGAUUGAUGACUUGUUUCGUUUCUCGUCAUCUUCUUUCUUAUUAUACGGUUGCCGAUAAGUAUGGAAUGAACAUUCGAAAAACAAAGAUGAGGAUCGAAAAUGAUGAAAAAUGAAGCGAGCAUUGUUUUGCGACCUCAGGCCAUAUCGAAUUGCUCGAUUAGUGUAACAUUAUUUAAGACGGGAACAUAUUUAUGUGUAUUUAUUUAAUUAAUUUAUUCAAACUAUGAUUAAACGAAUCAAAUAAACGAAUAUUUCCAAAGA
This is a messenger RNA of Hylaeus anthracinus, 2536 nucleotides long. RefSeq lists its product as uncharacterized. The record is from RefSeq and is a predicted model, not a curated record. Bases 250 to 2100 code for a protein of 616 amino acids. The transcript has 6 exons. Lineage: Eukaryota; Metazoa; Arthropoda; Insecta; Hymenoptera; Colletidae.